This is a messenger RNA of Fonsecaea pedrosoi CBS 271.37, 705 nucleotides long. RefSeq lists its product as uncharacterized. Lineage: Eukaryota; Fungi; Ascomycota; Eurotiomycetes; Chaetothyriales; Herpotrichiellaceae. The transcript is spliced from 2 exons. Bases 1 to 705 code for a protein of 234 amino acids. The record is from RefSeq and is a predicted model, not a curated record.
AUGCCCGCCGUCACGGAGGAGGACAUCCGGCCCGCAGCGCCGUUGAUGCGCAGGCACGACGGCUCGAUCAUGAGGGCCAUCGUGGACGAGCAGGUCAUGGCGGACAGACGGUCGGGUGUCGCCCAGAGCAGGAACUCGCCGUCCAGCACGGGUAUCUUCCAGAGUCCGAACGCCGUCGAGGAGUACGCCACGGAGAACGUGGUCGAGGCGAUCUCGACGUCCAUCAUCGAGGACGAGGGCAUACAGAUGGACAUGGUCGAGAUGAUGACCUCGCCGAUAGUCGCGUACAUGCGGGCAACCGGGUCCGACGGGUCGACGUCUGCAAAACUCCAUGAAGUCGAUCAUCGAGAUGAUGGACCCGCCCACCGCCGAGACCAUGACCGAGCUCGGCAGGAUGAUGAGGAAGGUGACCGAAACCCCGGAGGAGAUCGUUUCCUUUUUCGACAACAACUGACCACUAUGAUUAUGUCGGUGAACAUGUGCACCACUGUGGAAACGCCCAACCGCCACGACCGUGCCGACGGACUCGUCCAUGGACACAAUCAAAUCGUGGACUACAUGAUGAUUGUGCUCGGGAACGGCAGGGGACCCCCGACCCUGAAUGUGUUGUGGCCGACGGGACGUGAUGAAGUCCUCGGACGGGCUGCUGAAGACGAGACAGGCCAUGCGCCAGUUGGUGACCGCGUGUUUGGUUCAUAUGCAUGA